Molecule: messenger RNA, 1185 nt
Organism: Effrenium voratum
Lineage: Eukaryota; Dinophyceae; Suessiales; Symbiodiniaceae
Source: the annotation of a GenBank genome assembly
AUGACCCCAAUGACCCACAUUGACGAUGAGGUGUCAGGGCUCGUGGUUUUGGCGCGCCACGAGAAGGCGAGGAUCGUGUGCACUGACUGGGUGGAGAAUCAGAAGUUCACCUUCGAGUUUGUGGCCAUUUGCACCGGCACGGUGGAGAAAGGCCACUACCGGCACUUCUACCUCAAGAAGCAGAGCAAAGACGGCCAGCUCCCGAGGCCUACGCUCUACGAUGAAAUUCCACCAGAAGCCAUCCACGUCCGUGCGGACUAUGACGACUGGCACGUGGUCACCAUGGAGGUUGUGGCUUGUGCUGAGCUCGAUGGCGGAUAUGCGGCGCUGCGCAUCAGGACCAAUGAAACGGGGCCCUUCCAGGAGAGGAUCCGCACCCAGCUGGCCAUGUUGGGUGCGCCUGUCCUGAAUGACAAGGCGGCAACCCGCUUCGUGAACUUGAACCAGGAGGUGGCCAAAGCGGCGGGCCUGCUACCCCAACCCCGCAGCAAGCAGUCUAGACAACCUUUGAGCAUCGUGCCCGGCCAAGGGCAUAGCGAAGUGACCACGGCGGUGGCUGCAGCCGCCCCAAUGGGCGGCGCAGUGGACGAGGAAGUGCUGCAGGGCCCGUAUGGCUACAAGCUCCAGCUCCUGCCUGGUGCUAAGAUGGCAGCCAGCAGGGGUAUUCCCCAGACACCUAUGGAGAAGGUCCCAGUCGCCCUGCACUUGGCACGCAUGGAGUUCAUGGGCCGCGUGAUUACGUGCGCUCCGCCGCCAUAUUGGCCUGAAGGCGCAGCCGCGGCCGUGGCAACGCGGCUGACAACAAAAGAUAUCAAGUCCAACAUCAUGGACUUCCUGGUGCUUCAAGGAGGAUGGUCGACAAUCCGCGUGAUUGGCGGCAAGUUCGGAGUGAAGGUGGACUGGCUGGAGAAGCACUUCCCAGUGCUCCGAUCCAAGAGCCGGAUCUUUGCCUCUGAGUCUGCGAUGAAGGAGUGGGAAGCUGAAGAGCGCGUGAAGCGUGGCAAGAAGUCCUGGGGUCUUGGAAUCAGAACUCGGCGAGAGAAGCACAAGAAGAAGAUGUGGCAGCUCCGGGAGAGGUUCUUGCCACCGGAGCAGUGGGGCAAGCGAAAGCUGCCCUGGUUCAAGGAGAUCAAGCGAGGCCUGGCCAAGCCCGUGGACGACUACCUGGGACGAACGAAUCUGUAG